Nematolebias whitei (Rio pearlfish) is the source of this 2204-nucleotide messenger RNA. It is a transcript of the gene hspd1, whose product is annotated as heat shock 60 protein 1. Gene Ontology annotation, molecular function: ATP binding; protein-folding chaperone binding; ATP-dependent protein folding chaperone. Bases 81 to 1808 code for a protein of 575 amino acids. The record is from RefSeq and is a predicted model, not a curated record. The transcript has 11 exons. Gene Ontology annotation, biological process: positive regulation of type II interferon production; apoptotic mitochondrial changes; positive regulation of T cell activation. Gene Ontology annotation, cellular component: mitochondrial inner membrane; mitochondrial matrix. NCBI's taxonomy places the organism in Eukaryota, Metazoa, Chordata, Actinopteri, Cyprinodontiformes, Rivulidae.
GUCUCUGCAGUUCCACACGACUCGUCCUCCCGUCCAGUCCUCACCGUCUGAGAAGCUUUCAGCUUUUUCACCUUCCAGAGAUGUUCCGUUUAGCCAGCAUCAUGAAGCAGGUGAGGCCCGUGAGCCGGGCUCUGGCUCCUCACCUCACACGGGCCUACGCCAAGGACGUGAAGUUUGGCGCCGACGCUCGAGCCCUCAUGCUGCAGGGGGUGGACCUGUUGGCCGAUGCUGUGGCUGUCACGAUGGGCCCGAAGGGUCGCACGGUGAUCAUCGAGCAGAGCUGGGGCAGCCCCAAGGUCACGAAGGACGGCGUAACUGUGGCCAAGAGCAUCGACCUGAAGGACCGGUACAAGAACAUCGGAGCCAAGCUGGUGCAGGACGUGGCCAACAACACCAACGAGGAGGCCGGUGACGGCACCACCACCGCCACAGUUCUGGCUCGCGCCAUCGCCAAGGAGGGCUUUGAUAACAUCAGCAAAGGUGCCAACCCCGUGGAGAUACGCCGCGGCGUCAUGAUGGCUGUGGAAACAGUCAUCGAUGAGCUGAAGAAGCUCUCCAAGCCCGUCACCACCCCCGAGGAGAUCGCACAGGUUGCUACAAUCUCAGCCAAUGGAGACGUAGAGAUCGGCAACAUCAUUUCCAACGCGAUGAAGAAAGUUGGCCGCAAAGGAGUCAUCACAGUCAAGGAUGGGAAGACGCUGCAGGACGAGCUGGAGCUCAUCGAAGGCAUGAAGUUCGACCGCGGUUACAUCUCGCCGUACUUCAUCAACGCCGCUAAAGGUCAGAAGUGUGAGUUCCAGGAUGCGUACCUGCUGCUCAGCGAGAAGAAGAUCUCCAGUGUUCAGAGCAUCGUGCCGGCCCUGGAGAUCGCCAACCAGCACCGCAAACCGCUGGUCAUUGUAGCAGAGGAUGUGGACGGAGAAGCUCUGAGCACGCUGGUGCUCAACAGGUUGAAGGUCGGGCUUCAGGUGGUCGCGGUCAAAGCUCCAGGCUUCGGUGACAACAGGAAGAACCAGCUGAAGGACAUGGCCAUCGCCACCGGGGGCACGGUGUUUGGGGACGAAGCUCUGGGUCUGGCUCUCGAGGACAUUCAGGCCCACGACUUUGGCAAAGUUGGCGAGGUGCAGAUCACCAAAGAUGACACCCUGCUGCUGAAGGGCGGUGGCAACCCAGCCGACGUGGAGAAACGAGCCGCGGAGAUCGCCGAGCAGCUGGAGAACACCACCAGCGACUACGAGAAGGAGAAGCUCAACGAGAGGCUGGCCAAGCUGUCGGACGGCGUGGCCGUGCUCAAGGUGGGAGGAACGAGCGACGUCGAGGUGAACGAGAAGAAGGACCGUGUGACGGACGCCCUGAACGCCACGCGAGCAGCUGUGGAGGAGGGCAUCGUGCUCGGUGGGGGCUGUGCUCUGCUGCGCUGCAUCCCCUCGCUCGACAACAUCAAAACCGCCAACAGCGACCAGAAAAUAGGUGUGGACAUCAUCAGGCGGGCGCUCCGUAUUCCCGCCAUGACCAUCGCCAAGAACGCCGGCGUGGAGGGUUCUCUGGUGGUGGAGAAGAUCCUGCAGGGGCCGUCUGAGAUGGGCUACGACGCCAUGCAGGGGGAGUUCGUCGACAUGGUGGAGAAGGGCAUCAUCGACCCCACCAAGGUGGUGAGGACGGCGCUCUUGGAUGCUGCAGGAGUCGCGUCUUUGCUGUCCACUGCCGAGGCCGUGGUCACGGAGCUGCCCAAGGAGGAGAAGGAGAUGCCAGGAGGGAUGGGAGGCAUGGGGGGGAUGGGAGGAAUGGGAGGCGGCAUGGGUUUCUGAGCCCGUCCUCCUGACUGUACAGACUGAGUCAUGAGAUCGGAGCGGGGACGCCUCCCUCUACAAUUGACCAUAAAUUACAUUUGAUCCAAACGGCUCGAAGGAGAAGAGCGAGCCGGACCGGAACGUCAGAAUCCAAACACUCAUCAUGCCAGAGGGGCGGGGUUCGCCUGAAGGAGGUCCGGUUUGUUUCAGCCCGGUGCGUUCGUGAUGAUACGAGCUGCGUGCGUCUGUAAACAUAAAUCUGCAGAGAGAACGUACCCGGCUGAAAGAAACCGAAGCGUUCCUUUAGUGGACCAGAGAGCCUUCAGUGUCCGUCUUUGUUUCUAGUUUUCUGUUAAUUCUUUUUUAAUAUUUGUGUUUGUCGGCAGUGAUUUGAAUUAAACCUGUUUUCUUACA